GCUGUACUCGUGCGGCGGCGCUCAGGCCAGGCGUCCGGCGUCAGGGUCUGUUUCGUAGUCGCAGCUGCUCACUGGAUAAAAAAGUAAAGAGAACCUCGCGCGCUGUACGUCGCGCCGUCGUCCCAGCUUCCAAGUUGAAUGACAACCAGGCUGAAGGACGGGAGGCGACAGUCAGACUCCGAGGGCCGAGGGCUUUGCGUGGGGGUGUGUUCGAUUUCAGCCGGUCACUGGAUAAUAAGAUAAGCUCCUCAAGAGAUGGAUUUAUCCUGACCCCCGCCGGGACCUACUGAAGGGGAAAAGGAGAUCCUCAGAAGUUAACGCCCUGGCGUCGAAAGCCGGAACGGCCAAGCCGCUGUCCGCGGAAAGCGUGCCGCCGCCGUUGCCGAACAACUCCACAGCCGGAACCAGAACCGGAUCUGCAAGCGACCCAAUGGCCACGCUGCAGCUGGAACAGCUGUUUCGCGCGUGCGACACCCGCGGUACGGGAUACCUGGACCGUGAAGAGCUCCGCAAGCUUUGCCACCGGUUCAGCAUCAGUAGUCAGGACGCCGACGCCAUAUUCGAAGACCUGGACCACGACGAAGACGGUCGCAUAGACUUCCACGACUUCGAGAAAGGAUUUCGCGACUUCCUCACGCAGCUCCCGGGAGGCGACACGCCGCCGGAACCGGAGUCGGCAGACGCUGCCGCCGCCGGCGGCGGCAACGCCUCCGCAGCCAACGCGAGUGCUCCGAGACCAUCGGAACUGGAGAAGGCGUUGCGCAGGGCCUCCACCAUCGAGUAUCGCAGGGACUCCGUGAUCAACGGCGGCGACGACAUUGCCAAGCUGUGGAACACGCAGCGAGCCUGGGGCAACCUGACCACCGAGCUUGCCAAGUCUGGGAACGUCAUCGAGGAAAGUCCGCUGACAGCCUACCAUCGGGCGUUCUUGAAUAGCGAGGAGACGCUCAACGACCUGUACAAGGAGCUCCAACGCAGCGAAAAGCCUCAAGUCGUGGAACGUUUCGAGGACGUCAUUGCCGACCUGUUGGACAACAUGAAAAGGCUCCAAGAGGAGAACAGCCAGUUGGAAAACACGUGGCUGAAGGAGAAGAAAGAACACGAGGAACAUUUACGGCGCAUGGAGGAAGAAAUGGACAACCAGGUCAAGCUUGUCGAGUUGCAAGCCAAAGCAAAGGCGCAAGAGGAAGUGGAGGCCAAACGGAGGACCCUUCAGGCCAAGAUGAGCGAGGAGAUGAACGAACUGCAGUCGCACGUCUCUCUCUUCGAAAAGGUCGAGCAGUGGCUGAGGGCGAACGAGACGCACGACCGCAAGCUGACGUCGGUGCACUCGAAGCUGGACGAAGCGCUGCAGGAGAACCGGCAGUUGCGGCUAAGUCUGAUGGACACGCAGAACAACGUCGCGCUGACGCGCAGCGAGCUGGCCCAGAUUCGCUCUCAGUACGAGGACAAGUGCAAGGCCCUGUACGACGAACGAGAGCGCAUUAUGGGCGUACUGCAGGAACAAGGACUCGCCAGCAAGCAGCUUCAGCACCUCCAAGAAGCCAACAGAAAACUGCAAGACACCAACGAUAUCUUGCGGAGCGUCUUGGAGAAAGCCGAAGCCGAGAAGUCGCACACUUCAGACCAACUGGUGCGACAGGAGUCGGUGCUUUCCGACUAUUUCGGCGACUCUGCCUUCACACCACCCAUGAGAAACCGAAGGCCGCUCGGUGACCGGAGGCCCCUGUUCGACCCCGAGGAAGAGGAGCGCGCUUCGGCCAUCUGGUCGACCAGGGCGCCGUCCAUGGACCAGCACCCGGUCCUGGACCGAAUCGAGAGCGAAGAAGAGCCGGUCCUCGUGGACCUCAACCACCGCGACGAGCGAGACGGCGACCCGCUGGAACAGCGACAGCAGCCACAGCUGCUGCAGCCCAAGGAGAAUGGAGACGAAACGGUCGCCAUGAUGGCGGGAGGCCACUUGCAGCCGCCAGCUGCCGCAACGGCAGCCACGAUCGCCGAAGAAGCAGACAGUGGUCUAUCGACCCUUCGUUCCGCGGCCGCGCUGGACUCAGCCGAAGAAGGCCGCCAGACCGACUACAGCACCCCUCUGCCGUCGCUGUCCUCCGAAACGGUGUCGCUUCGUAACCGGUCGUCGUCUUCGGCGACGCCGUCGCUGCACGACCACGAAGACAGCCUGGACUCCAACACCGCGGGCGGCCCGACCACGGCGUCCACGGUCACCGCGGCCUGCGGCCACAGCAGCGGUCCGCUGCUCACGUCCAGGCCACCGCUGCCCGUGCGUAGCACGAGCAAGGCGAGCGACCGCAGCGUGCAAUCGUUGCCGCCGUCGUUCGGAGAGUCCAAGGCGUCGUCGUCGUCCUCGUGUUCGGGAAACGGCAUGGUGUCCAGCGCGCCCGGGGCGGGUGCCUCCGUGAGCAGCGAGAGCGGCAUCGGAAGCCGGAACACCUGGUGCAGCAUGGAGAGUAUCGACGUCUCGCCGAAGCCAAUGUCCAGAGGCAAUCUAUCUUCACGGAGGAUUAGUGAAAUCAAACGUCAACUGGGCGUCGACCCAAGUACCGCGAAGUACCACCGCCGAGCUCCGAGCCCAUCCGGUUCGUGCCAGAGCGUGAAGAUCACGCCUUCGCCCAGCGCACUCAAGACGAGGCGGCAGAGGUCGCUGUCUCCCCAGAGGUCGGGUAUUCCCCCCGUCCCACUCCCAAGGUCCAGGGUCACGUCCCCGGAGCCCAAGCCCGUACCGCGACGCCACCUCUCCAGACAGGACACGCCGGCAAAGUCGACCGACGAGCCCGACCUCGACAAGCCACUCGAGGACGGCGGCUACGUCGAGGACCGCAGGCGGAGCUCGGUGGCCCAGAUGAAGGUCUCCGACCAGGAGACCCGGGGCAGCCGCAAGGUGUCGUCCGGCUCCACGUGUUCGCAGCUUCACCGACUCGGCAGUUUCAGCGACUGCACGGGACCGCCCGAACUCACGUUCAGGGUGGUGUUCGUCGGCGACGCGGCCGUGGGCAAGUCGUCGUUCAUCAUGAGACUCAGCAGAGGGAUCUUCAUGCCGCAACUAACCUCCACGCUCGGGGUGGACUUCCAGACGAAAAACAUCUGCAUCGACAACAAGAACGUUAGCCUGCAGCUGUGGGACACGGCCGGACAGGAGAGAUUUCGGUGCAUAACGCAGUCCUAUUUCCGCAAGGCCGACGGCGUCAUGCUCAUGUACGACUGCACGAACGAGCAGUCGUUCCUGAACGUGAGGCAGUGGAUGUCCGACCUCGAGGAGGUGGCAUCCCGCGGCAUCCCCAUCAUGUUGGUCUCCAACAAGACCGACCUGCGGGACGUGUUCAAAAUGCAGAGCAAAUCCGUCGUGGAGAGAGAAGCCGGAGAGAAGAUAUCGCAAGAAAUGAAAGCUAUAUUUGUGGAGACAAGUGCCAAAGAUGGUUCAAAUAUUAACGAAGCUGUUGGCGCCUUGACCAGGAGCAUGAUGAAGCAUGCCGUCCCCCACGAGAAGGACAGCCUCACUCUCAACGACAAACAGAGCAAAAGCUUCGCCGCCAAGUGCUGCAACAAGUAAACAAAAAAGAAAGCGGGACCGACGCAACGCCUGCGCGAAUGUGCGCAACGGUUUACGAACUAUACAAAGCCGAUGAGUGAACAUUACCACUGUUUAAUUUCUAUUAUUUUUUUCUUGAUUUGUUGUGCUCGAACAUCAAACCUUGCGACGAAUUCGGUUGUUGUCUGAAGUGAGCUUAGUGUCUGCUACAACGAAUUAUAAGUGGGAAUUGUUGUUUAGAUGGACGUUUGCCUCUGUACAACGCUUAUUGCCGUCAUCAUCGCGUCAUGACGUCAUGUUCUGAACUCGUGAUGUCAUGUUCUCGAAGAGUUGUCCACUUAUCAACCGUUUUGCUGUCAGUAUGUGAAAGGCGUGGGAUGUCGUUGCGGCUGCUAAAAUAAUUUCCAUUGUUCCAGUAAUCAUAAGCGACGGACAAGCGCCUUUCAGCAACUGUUGCUUUCGACGACUAGAUAGAUAUAUUUCUUUAGAACUUUUCGGUAUCAUCUGAGAACGGAGCCAGAGAUCUGUGGUGUUUGCGCCAGUCUCGUAGGUGGGCCAAUGACCUACACUUCUUCGGUGACGUCAGUUAACUAGUGGUAGAUCAUUUGAGAAUCUGUGGGCUGGAACACAGCAACUUUAUAUAGAGUCGUCACUGUGGAAGAAAAAAAGAAAGAAAAAUAACUGGUGACGCUGGUGAACGUGAAAGACGAUAAUGUAAACAGUGCAUGCAGUGGACGGCACUGUUGCCACAUUAACCAAGAUAGACCAUCACCGGCCACCACCUGAGCUUUUUUUGGUCUAUGUUACGCGAGAAUACAACGAGUAGUACCUCGCAUGCUGCUAUGCCGCUAGUCUGAAGCUCGCGUGCGUAAAAUUAUGUUCAAAUCAACCCUUCAUGAAUUGAGCACCGAUGAUGCACUAUAUGUGGCCAUCUGUUUAGUCUGUGUGUCUUCUAGUCCCCGGCUUGUCAAUUAGGCACUUUGCAUGUAGUGUUUUCUUAGCCGACACUUUUCUUCGGCUGGGGGUCAGUUUUUUUUGUUGCUCUUUUUUUGUGUGUGUCUAGUCAACUUUGUACAAUGAUUUACACCAUGACACUUUGCCGUUAGACCAAAAAAAAAGUACUGCGAACAGUGGAAGCACAGACUGUCUGGCAUACGUUACGGUCAAGCUGUCUUAAUGUUUCGGGAAUCAGCACGACGUUCACAUUGUACUGGUAGGCUAAACGUUUACCGCUGCCUAAUUAUGAUCUUGCUUUUUUCUCGGUGACUUUGCCUAAAUUGAAAGGGCGGUAAGACCACGAACACGCUGCUGAUAUUUGGCAAAUACUGAUUCUUGUUAUGUACUCGCAGAUUCAAGUGCCGCUGAAUGUAGAACAAUGUGUGGUGUGUAAAAGUACAAAAAGACAGUCAGAAAACGCAACGCUUCAAAUAGGCUGCUGUCAGGAUGACUUAGAUGAGAAUGAGUCUUCGUUUCUGGCUUAUGUUUCAAGACACAAAAAGCAAAAGCCUGCGAAGAUGUCAGCAUGUCCAAAUCUGGUACAUGGUAGGGUCUGCCUAAUACUUCAUAGCUGUCGCAGAGAGACCGCUAUCCUUCUUAAGAGUGACCAUAAGAGUAAUCUUAGCAGUGAGUUACAUACACUCAGAUGAAGUGUCGUAUCGCCGUUCUCAUGCCUUCUUGAACAUUCUUUAGUCCCGACUUGCAGAAACACAGUGUUGUGCGCAACUGCUUAGACACGUUUAAUGUUAAAGAGCGCAGGAAGAGCAUCCAAAGCGAACGCGGAAAGCCGUUACUGCUAAGUUACGAGACGCAAUGUGACAAGUUAUUUCACAACUAGCAGCUUCAUGCUUGGUUGGUGAACGCCUGGCAACACUGACUGCUAGUGGCUCCCCUACCGCAGCUGUACAACUAAAAUGGCUAGUGAACACGUUGUUACAGCGCAGUGCCCACUAUGACGUGUGACAAGAGACAUCAUGUGGGCAUCAAUCGGAGCAUGUUAGAGCUUCAUGGUACCCGACAUGGGACCUGAGGUUGUGAAUACGACCGUUGUUCUUAUAAGUCUGAAUGAGUGCUUUGAUAUACUAUUGAAAUCUGUCGUUAUCUCAUGGAACCUGGUGGAACCUAGGCAUUCUAAAACGCGGUUCCUGGCACGACUGUUGCAGCUCUGAACAGUUCCUUAGGUUAGAACCUGUUGGUACCUGAUGGAACAUGAUGAACAGUUCGAUAGCGACGCGGUUGCCGGUAGCGGCGUUUGGUGGAGUUUAGAAUGAAUAUCACCGCCGACAGGUGGAACAUCUUGGUACCUGACAGAAACAUUUGAUGUGCAUGUUUCUACGAUUUGCCGUUUGACGGAUAGCCAGUUGAAUGGUACCGCGUUGUCUUUUCGAUUUACGUGUACUUCGAGACGUUUUCUUUGGGAUGAUCAGUGCCCCGGAGCACUUCUACGGUAGAAGAUGCGAUGUAGCCAUUGGACGUUUCGAAUGCAGGCAGUCUGUUCUGUGUAACACUGCACGAUGACGUGCUAGUUAGAAACUAAGACACAAAUCUCAGCCCCGCCCACCAAACCGCGGCGCGCCCGCCCUUCUACAGCGAAGGACAGUCGUGCCUGCGGGUUUCCUCUGGAACCAUAAGGAAUUUUACUUGGCUAACGUAAAUACUUCUCAUAUUAAAAGCUAAAGGUUCGUCGUUACUGCCUAAAACGUGACGUUUGGCUGAGCAGCGAUUUCAAUAUCCAUGAUGAAAUUUACCAGGACGUUCGAGUUUCCGACCUAAAACCAGCGACAAAAACGUGUGUCUAUGGGAAAGUAAACUAUCCGAAACACUCGAGAUGUGCAUGACGUCACGAAAUUGAGUAAGCGCUAUUGGUUGGAGCAUUUACGCGAGUUCUUUGUGGGAGGUACAGCAAUGGCUGUGCGCGGACCUGAAAUAUUUCUCUUAGUUAGUAACCGAGUAUAACACAUCUGCUGGCCUCUUUGGUUUCGCUGACUUCACCGUGUCACCGUGUUUGUUGGCGCACCGACAAAGCUCUUAUGAUCAGUGCAAAAGCUGCGUGCCCUUCCCAUGCAUUCGGGAGAGUCGCCUGUUCCUAUGCGCUCCUACGCGUUGAUACCUUUGGCAAGAGCAUUUUUUUGCACCGUGCAUAAUCUCCUGUACAGCCUGUCCUACUGUUUUAAGUUAUUUCCCUUCCCGCGUGCCGAGCGUGUGCGUCACGUGGCAGCCACGUCACCUGUGACGUACAUGCUCAGCGUGUACGUCACAAGCGCGUGCGCCCGCGUUAGCCGACACGCUAGCGCCAAAGGCUGUGCAGAAGUUUUCAUAAAGAAAUAUAAAACUGACACGAGGGGAACACAUGUGAUUUUACUUUUCCUAAAUACUCGUUUGUGGAUGUUGUUGGGUUUCAUUUUUAUUUUGCUUUUUUGUUGCCGCCGUUGUUGUUUGUGGUUCUCGAUAGUUAUUUUGUUCACUGUUUUCCAUUCAAGCUGUAUUUCACCAUGUUGCCUUUCUCGGGAAAGUUUGAACGCGUGGUCUGUAAACCGCGUGCUUUUCUCGCGAUCAGCGUUGUACAGUUAAGAAGAAAAAAAAAAAAGGCUUUCGCAUGAAAAUCUCACGCCGUUCAUUCAAAUAAAUAAAGUACAGGCUGCUGUCUUCCA
Molecule: messenger RNA, 7191 nt
Organism: Rhipicephalus sanguineus (brown dog tick)
Lineage: Eukaryota; Metazoa; Arthropoda; Arachnida; Ixodida; Ixodidae
Product: ras and EF-hand domain-containing protein homolog
Exons: 19
Coding region: 431-3565 (1044 amino acids)
Molecular function (GO): GTPase activity; GTP binding; calcium ion binding
Source: RefSeq, a predicted model, not a curated record